AUGUCGGCUCAGGAGGAUCGUGUGCUGCUGGAAAAGCCGUUGGACCAGUCUGUGCCAAUGUCAGAAUCAUCGGAUUCAUCCACGUGCGGGUGUCGGGGCCGACGCGCAGGAUUCCAUCUGAAAACACUUUACCUAUUUACUAGAAGCGACAUCAAAACCGUCCUAGUACCUCAAAUUAUUUUCCUCGUGGCCGCAGUCCUCGGCCAUGAAAUACUCACGACGAUUCAAAGGCCUACUGCCUUCGAGGCGUUACGGAGACUGCCCCUCUCGGUGUUCUGGAUAUGGGUGAACCUCAUCGUCUGCGGCAUCUCGAACCAGCGUCUCCCGGAAUCCGUACUUGAAGACGAGCUCAACAAACCCUGGCGACCUAUCGCGGCGAAAAGACUGACGCCGGAUCAAGCACAGAAGUUGCUGCUCGCAAUCAUUCCCUUAGUGAUGGGUAUGAGUCUGUUCAUCGGUGGCUUCACGCCCUCGGUGACAAUGAUGGCUCUACUUUGGACGUACAACGAUCUUGACGGCAGCAGUAUCAACAUCUGGUCGCGCAACUUGAUCAACACUGGAGGAAUCAUGUGCUUCAGCGCGGGGUCGUUGGAGGUUAUUUCGGGCGGCCAGCUCCUACCCAAGGCUUGGAUUUGGAUUGGAUUGACAGGGGCCGCCAUCGCAACCACUGUACAGGCGCUCGACUUUCCUGACAUGGAAGGCGACAGGGCCAGAAACCGACAGACUAUCCCACUGGUCUACGGCGAGAAGGCGUCCCGCGCAGGACUGGCUGUUGCAGUACUGAUGUGGUCGGUGGUGUCACCGUACUUUUGGAAUCUCAGUAUAGUUGGAUGGGCGGUGCCAAUGGGGAUUGGAUCCAUCAUGGCUAUUCUGACGGUCGCGAGACGAGACGAGAAGUGCGACAAGAUCGUGGCGAAGUUGUGGUGUCUGUGGAUGUCUACGUUGUAUGUUCUACCUCUUUUUGUUGCAUGA
Colletotrichum gloeosporioides is the source of this 972-nucleotide messenger RNA. RefSeq lists its product as uncharacterized. Gene Ontology annotation, cellular component: membrane. The record is from RefSeq and is a predicted model, not a curated record. NCBI's taxonomy places the organism in Eukaryota, Fungi, Ascomycota, Sordariomycetes, Glomerellales, Glomerellaceae. Bases 1 to 972 code for a protein of 323 amino acids. The transcript is spliced from 2 exons. Gene Ontology annotation, molecular function: transferase activity, transferring alkyl or aryl (other than methyl) groups.